Fusarium redolens is the source of this 1203-nucleotide messenger RNA. RefSeq names its product pyridoxal phosphate-dependent transferase. The coding region runs from base 1 to 1203 and encodes 400 amino acids. The transcript has 4 exons. NCBI's taxonomy places the organism in Eukaryota, Fungi, Ascomycota, Sordariomycetes, Hypocreales, Nectriaceae. The record is from RefSeq and is a predicted model, not a curated record.
AUGUCUCAAUCACAGCUUGACAUCAAGGCGCUUCGGGCAAAGUUCCCAGCUCUUCAGCAAGACCAAGUCUUUCUCGACAACGCGGGUGGAAGUCAAAUUCUGGGGGCCGCAGCUGACUCGAUACGAGACUACCUCAUUACCUCAAAUGUGCAGUUGGGCGCCUCGUAUGGCGUAGGCAAACUCUCGGCGACAAAAGUGGACAAAGGCUACGAAGCAGCUGCACGAUACAUCAAUGCACUGCCUGAUGAAAUUGUCUACGGUGCUUCUUCAACCCAACUGCUGCGCAACCUCGCACUGGCCCUCACCUUUGCUCAAGGCGACGAGAUCAUCGUAUCAACUCUCGACCACGAAGCAAACAUCGCACCAUGGCUAGACCUAGCUGAGCGACAAGGACUCAACAUCAAAUGGUGGACCCCAGAAGGUCAAGGCAACAACCCCAAGCUCACAGCUGAGAGUCUAAAAACGCUCUUAUCCGACAGGACGAGAUUCCUUGCCUUGACUCACUGUACCAACCUGCUUGGAUCAAUCCACGACAUCAGGGCCAUCUCUGCAGCUGCUCAUGAGUACCCGAAUGUUUUUGUUUGUGUCGAUGGAGUAGCUUAUGCCCCUCACCGACCCCUUGACGUCAAGGAUCUUGGAGUUGACUUCUACUGCCUCUCGUGGUAUAAAGUCUUUGGCCCUCACAUUGCAAUGCUCUACGGCAGUCGCGAGGCUCAGAAACAGCUUCGUCCUUUGGGUCACUACUUCAACCCGGCUGACAGUCUGUCGGACAAGGCUGGAUUUUCCGCUGGGAGCUACGAGUUGAUAGCGAGUAUAUCUGUUGUGGUCGACCACUUACUUGCUGAAAGCUGGGAGAAGAGUAUUCAACAAGAGACGGAGAUUCAGACCUUGCUCCUCGAUUAUCUGACCAAACGAGAAGACGCCACGAUUUACGGAGAACCGAGUUCGGACCCCAGCAAGCGGCUGCCUAUUGUUAGCUUCACCAUCGACGGCUGGAACUCUCGAAGUGUCAUAGCAGCUAUUGAAGCAAACUCGAAUCUCGGGUUGAAGCAUGGCCACUUUUACUCCCAUCGCCUGGUGAAGGAAGUUCUCGAUCUGGAUACUACUGAUGGCGUUGUUCGAGUCAGCAUGGCACACUAUAAUACUCGUGAGGAGAUUCAGACUGUGAUAGAUACUUUGCAGAACAUCAUUGUGAAACAAUGA